AUGAAUUCAUCAGUGAAUUGUUUCACAGUUAUGUGGACUAAAUAUGCAGUUGUAAAGUUUAGACAAUCAUCUUCAAGGAAAUAUCAUAACUAUCCAAAAAAGAUGCUGUUUCAAAUCGUUUUAUUCAGUCUAUUACUGAUGUCUCACACGUCAAUAGUGACAUCAGCAAGCCUGCUGCAAUGUCGAUGUUGCCAAUAUAGUGGUGCACUACAGUCCAACGCUUUAGGAACAUGCCGAUGUGUUCCUGAAAACGUCGGAUCACCGUUCCGGUACGAUGGUUCAACUGUCCGACCCUAUGCUCAAGUAUGUCGCUUGAAAUAUCGUCCAUACUAUGACCCUUUUAGACCAAAUUUAUGCUGUCAAUUAUUCUUGGUUUAA
Adineta ricciae is the source of this 378-nucleotide messenger RNA. NCBI's taxonomy places the organism in Eukaryota, Metazoa, Rotifera, Eurotatoria, Adinetida, Adinetidae. The record is from the annotation of a GenBank genome assembly.